AUGGCCCUGUCAGUGCCUGAUGUUCACAAGGAAAAGUUCGCGGCUCAACUAGCUGGUUACUUCUAUGAGCUGAGCACGAUUCGGUUCGAUCGGAUUGGAAGAGUUUUGCGCUCCGACGAGUCAUGUCAAUUCGAGCUCUCACCCUUCGACCUCGCAGGGUUCUCCACGCAAAUCGAGCCCCUGUCCACUUCAUUGGAAUUCUUCUACUAUCUCCGCAAAGGGCAAACCAAUGCAAUCCUCAAAGCCCACCAUGGAGAACCGGAGUGGGAGGCGGCAGCCUGGCUCUUAGAACAGUCGGCUCCAAUGAUGACCACGGAAGAAAACAUCCGUGGCCCAUUCCCGCUAUGCCACAUCGACUUCCAUUACCACAACGUCCUCGUGGAUCAGGACUACAAUAUCACCGGCUUGCUGGACUGGAGCAAUGCUCAAACGGUUCCUAUUGAGAGAUUUGCCAUCAUCCCGGAAUUCGUCGCCCCGCCAGCUGCGCCCGUGGAAAGCAAAGAAGCGAUCGGCAGAUUCCGUCAGAUGUUCGUCGAUGCAUUGCAGAGAGUUCAUAUCGAGAAAGACGGGCUACCAUCGGUCAGCAGUACAAUUUUAUCACGUCUGUUUGCAUCGCCUAGAUCAGACCUCGUGGUCCGAUGCACAUACAGCUUUCCUUGGAGAGCGAUUUUUGAUGCCAGACUCGCAUUGCCUUUGAUGUAUGGUCAAGGUGCUCAGUGGACGGACUUUCAGAAAUAUCACGCAGAGCGUGGUAUUCGCGACUAA
Messenger RNA from Penicillium olsonii, 765 nucleotides. NCBI's taxonomy places the organism in Eukaryota, Fungi, Ascomycota, Eurotiomycetes, Eurotiales, Aspergillaceae. The record is from the annotation of a GenBank genome assembly.